AUGGAUUUCAUUUGUGGAUUUCCUAAGGUAGAUGACAAAGCAUCGAUAAUGGUGGUAGUAGAUAGGUUCUUAAAAUAUUCUGUUAUCAUUGUUGCACCUGAAUUGUGUUCAUAUCAGAUUGCUGUUGAUUUAUUCUAUAAAUAUGUGGUUAAAUACUUUGGUGUUCCAGCCGACAUUAUUGCAAGUAAGACUAGGCAUCGAGGCUUGAUUCCUAAGUGUGAUGGUCCAUUUGAAGUGGUGAAACGAGUGGGCAAAGUUGCAUAUAGGUUGAACCUACCAAAAAGAUUAAAGAUUCAUCCCACUUUUCAUUUGAGUUUCUUGAAACCUUACUUUGCAUAUCAUCUACCGGACAAGAACAAAUCAAAGUGGGAUCCUCUAUCAGUACCUACACAGUUUGAUGCUGAAAUUGAGAAGAUCCUUGAUCAUUGGGUUUUGGGCACAAGUAAAAAGAAUACAAAGAUAGAAUUCUUGAUAGAUUGGAAAGGCGAGAGUGCAGCUGAUACAGUUUGGGAGAAAUCAAAGGACUUAUGA
Solanum lycopersicum (tomato) is the source of this 531-nucleotide messenger RNA. NCBI's taxonomy places the organism in Eukaryota, Viridiplantae, Streptophyta, Magnoliopsida, Solanales, Solanaceae. The record is from RefSeq and is a predicted model, not a curated record.